AUGCUCCCUGCUGAGGAUGCUCUCACGCUAUCUGCUGAGCCCUACUGGCAUGAUGAUGGAGUUCAGAUGAAUGACGGGCUGAGAGCACUUCAACGUGCACUUCAGUCCGUUGGCACUGGACGCCCUGCUGUAUUCCCAUCAUUUCAUGAUAUUUUGAUAGCUCCUGCACCAUUGCAACCACCCGCGCCGACACCACAACCACCCACGCCCACCACACAACCACCUGCGCCCACCACACAACCGCCCACGCUCACCACACAACCACCCGCGCCAUCCCAGCGGUCUCAUCUGUUCCCACACGCCUUCCCGGUCCAUAAGCUGUCGAAGCCUCCGCGUGUAACCAAUCAACUUGACCCAAUGUGGACAGGUGACCUCAAUGCGCGUGCGCAGCGCUUUGUCUUGUACUGGUUUGAUGCUGACAACACGCCAGUAUCGAUGCAGUGGGCUGUUCACUGCCCAUACUUCCCACAAUAUCAGCUCUCAGACGAUCCUGCGCUUGUCAACUCCCUUGGCAGCAAUAUUGAAAAAAUCGAUGUCUUUGAGGAAAGCUUCAUGUGUUGGAUUCCGUCAAUGCUCGCUCACCCCUUCACUCUUGACUCGGGCUGCCACGUCUUCAUACGACAUCAUGGUGUCACUGAGUGCAGCGGCUUUGAUGAUUUAUUUAAGUCCUCCAAACUGUUGACUCGCCCUUCGCACAUGCGCUUCAAUAUGAAAGCUUCAUCAUCGGACAUCGAGAUUCUCGAUGACGACACGCCACUUACACCUAAGCUCAAGAAGACAAAGCGACGACAGGCAUCCAUCGCUGCUUCAUCGUCAGACGUCAAGAUCCUGGACAACGAGACGCAACUUACACCCAAGGUGUCCUUGGGAAAGUGCCGCUGGGCUCAAAGCCUCGGCCAAGAGCAAGACAUGCACACUGCUACACGAGUGCGACUGGCACGAGAUGGCUUUGAUACCCACUCGAUGUCGCCGACACUACCACUAUUCCCCAGUCAACCACCAGAGGAUGACUUCGAUUCCCGUCGUGCUACUUCAAUGUCACCAAUGCCACUGCUCACGACAUCGUCAUUCUCCUCAUCCGUUGAGUCUGUGCCUUCGACGUCUGCAUCAGUUGCAGUCAAGGACAUUCACCGACCAGCGCCACCUCAUGUCCCAAUCGUCAUUCCUGUACAUGUCCCAGCAUAUGAUCGUGGCAAGCCACGACGAGUCUGGCCACAUGGAAUGUACACGGUUGAUAUGGUCGUCGGCUUCCAGCAGAUGGACAUCCCGAAGUUUCGUCACUAUGGCCAGGAGCCGCUUUUUCGUCUCAUCUUUGGCGACACUCCGUUUGUUAAGGCCACAUAUCAUGAAAAUCGCAAGGCGUGGCGCGAGACGCCACUGAGCAUCCUCAAGGCACACAAGCAAAGUGGGCGCACUCAAGAUGGCCUUUGGUCGAACUGUCUUGCCGCGCGCCGCAUUGCCUUGGGUCUGGAGAGCAAGAAGCAUAGCUGGCGGAAGUAG
This is a messenger RNA of Suillus fuscotomentosus, 1500 nucleotides long. RefSeq lists its product as uncharacterized. The transcript has 4 exons. NCBI's taxonomy places the organism in Eukaryota, Fungi, Basidiomycota, Agaricomycetes, Boletales, Suillaceae. The record is from RefSeq and is a predicted model, not a curated record. Bases 1 to 1500 code for a protein of 499 amino acids.